AUGGCGACAAAAGACCCAUUAUAUGGCUUCUUGCCUCGACGCGUCGAAGGAAGCCAGGUCCGGAAGGCUCUGGAAGGAGAUGUCAACCCGUUCACGAAGCAACCGCACACGCCGCAGUACAAGAAGAUCUUAGAAGCGCGCCAAAAGCUGCCAGUAUACGCGCAGAUGGACGAGUUUUACAAGAUGUUUACCGAUAACCAGAUCAUCGUCAUGGUCGGAGAGACCGGUUCCGGGAAGACCACUCAAAUACCGCAGUUCGUAUGUUUCUCCGACUUGCCGCAUACGAAGGGCAAGAUGGUUGCAUGUACGCAGCCGAGGCGAGUAGCUGCCAUGUCCGUGGCAAAGCGUGUGGCAGAUGAGAUGGACGUCCAACUUGGGAAGCAGGUCGGUUACUCAAUUCGGUUCGAGGAUAUGACAGAAUCCGGAACGACCUUCAUGAAAUACAUGACCGACGGUAUGCUUCUCCGAGAAGCCAUGAACGACCCCGACCUUUCACGUUACUCCACCAUCAUUCUCGACGAGGCCCACGAACGCACACUCGCGACUGAUAUUCUCAUGGGUCUGCUCAAAAAGGUCGUCGAACGUCGUCCCGACAUCAAGAUCAUUGUCAUGUCCGCCACUCUCGACGCGUUGAAGUUCCAGAAGUACUUCUCAAUCAAGGACAAAAUCGCACCGCUCUUCAAGGUUCCAGGUCGCACGCACCCGGUCGAGAUCUUCUACACUCAGGAGCCGGAGCCGGACUACGUCGAGGCGGCUAUCCGUACUGUUCUCAUGAUCCACCGCGCCGAGGACCCCGGAGACAUCCUCCUGUUUUUGACGGGUGAAGAGGAGAUCGAGGACGCAUGUCGGAAGAUCAAAUUAGAGGCGGACGACCUGCUAAAUAACGACCCGGACGGUGUCGGCCCGUUGCAAUGUAUCCCGCUAUACAGUUCGCUACCACCACAGCAGCAGCAGCGUAUCUUCGACCCUGCACCGAAGGGCAAGGAGGGCGGUCCGCCGGGACGUAAGGUCGUCGUCAGCACGAACAUCGCUGAGACGUCACUCACCAUCGAGGGCAUCGUCUACGUCGUCGAUCCCGGAUUCUCAAAGCAGAAGGUCUACAACCCGCGUAUCCGCGUCGAGUCGCUCCUCGUCUCGCCUAUCUCCAAGGCGUCCGCGCAGCAGCGCGCCGGUCGUGCCGGUCGUACACGCCCCGGCAAGUGCUUCAGGCUGUAUACAGAGAAGGACUUCGUAAAGGAGCUCGAGGACCAGACGCACCCGGAGAUCUUGAGGAGUAACCUGGCGAACACGGUGCUGGAACUUGUCAAGCUUGGCAUAAAGGAUCUCGUGCGGUUCGACUACGUCGACGCGCCGGCACCUGAGACGCUCAUGCGCGCGCUCGAGUUGUUGAACUACCUAUCUGCGCUCGAUGACGACGGAAACCUCACGGAUCUCGGCAGUAUGAUGUCCGAAUUCCCGUUGGAUCCCCAGAUGUCGAAGAUGCUCAUCGCCAGUCCCGAGUUCAGCUGCAGUCAAGAGGUUCUCACGAUAGUGGCCAUGCUUUCCGUCCCUAUGGUUUGGCUACGACCGAACAACCAGCGCAAAGAAGCGGACGCUGCCAAAGCCGCACUAUCUGUGCCGGACGGCGACCAUCUCACGCUCUUGAACGUGUACAACGAGUACCAGAACAACUUGCAUGAUCGCAAUUGGUGCUGGAACAACUACCUCUCGCAGCGCGCGCUCCAGCAGGCGGAUAACGUCCGCGGUCAGCUCAUGCGGAUCAUGGAGCGCUUCGAUCUUCCAAUCAACACGAAGACGUACAGCGAUAUGAGCAAGCAGUAUCGCAAUGUGCGCCAGGCCUUGUGUACGGGCUUCUUCAUGCAGGUCGCGCACAAGGAGGGCGAGAAGGGCCAGUACCUCACUGUCAAGGACAACCAGGUCGUAAGCUUGCACCCAUCCUGUGGACUCGACAACCAGCCCGAAUGGGUCCUCUUCAACGAGUUCGUUCUCACAACGAAGCCGUACAUCCGUACCGUCACGGACGUGAAGCCCGAGUGGCUGCUGGAAUACGCCUUCCCUUACUUUGAUCCGACGACGUUCCCCGAUGGUGAGACGAAGCGUGCGCUGCAGCGCGUGCUUAGGAAAGCGCUGAGCAAGAAGAAUGGUGGUGACGUCGAAGUUGCCCCGAAGGCGAAGCGCGAUAAGGGGGGCAGGAGUGGGAGUGGGACGCCUGCACCCUCGAAUGGCGAGCGCGCGUCGAAGCGCCAGAAGUACACAUAUUAA
Peniophora sp. CBMAI 1063 is the source of this 2262-nucleotide messenger RNA. The record is from the annotation of a GenBank genome assembly. Lineage: Eukaryota; Fungi; Basidiomycota; Agaricomycetes; Russulales; Peniophoraceae.